AUGUACAGCAAUCCCACACACGGGCAGCAGAAAUUCAAGGCACUACUACACAAGACUACAAAGACAAGCCCCAAUGGCACGGUGGUGGUGUGCGGCGACUUCAACGCGCCACACAAAGAGCUGGGAUACAACCGCACCUCGGCCAAAGGACGAGACCUGCUGGAAGAAGCCUCAAACGCCGGCUUUGUGCUUUACACAGACCCGGGCAACCCUACAAGAAUUGGAACGUCGACUACGAGGGACACAAACCCGGACCUCACUUUCGCUCGACUCUCCGGCAAAGCAAGAGGAACGGCGACCUGGCGCAACACUGGCCACAACCUGGGCACCGACAACGAGAUCGAAGACAUCGAGAAGUGGAGGGAACGCGUAACCAAAGCAGCCGACUCGGUUACCGCCGAGCUGGACGUAGAAGAGGAAGUACCGCAAAUCGACAGCAAGCUGGCUCACAUGAUCGAGGCUCGCCAAUCCCUGCAAAGAAGAUGGAAAAAGCAACGGCACAAUCGACGGCUACGGAAACGAGUCGCCGAGCUGGGUCGCGCCAUUGAAAAAUACAGCAGAGAACUAUGCACGCAGCAAUGGCACGCAACGUGCAGCGCUGCGGACGGACAACUACAUAAAGGACAGACUUGGAAGCUGUUGCGACACCUCCUGGACGAUAAAUCCACGAAAGGCCACCAGCAGCACAGGCUUGCCCAAACGAUCUACACUGCCGUCAAGACACUAGGCGAAGAGGAAGCCAGCAAGCGCAUCAAUGCCAAGUACCUCCCCACGGCGGCCACCGAGAUCCACCCCGACCACAAUGGACCGCACAACCCAGAACUGGAUCGAGAGAUCGAAGAAUGGGAAGUCCGAGCUGUACUACAAGAGCUCAACUGCAAGUCGGCGGCAGGACCAGACCGGCUUCACAACCGGGCGCUGCGUAACCUCAACGAUGGGGCGAUCGCAGCACUCACAAGAUACUUCAACCAAUGCUGGAGAGAAGGCAAACUACCGAAACAAUGGAAGACGGCUCGCACGGUCCUCAUACCGAAGACCGGCAAGCCACCCAACAUUGAAAAUCUACGGCCCAUCUCCCUGACGUCCUGUGUCGGAAAAGUGAUGGAACACAUCAUGCGUAACAGGUGGAACCGCUACCUCGAAGACAAGGGCCUCUACCCGGACGAAAUGAUCGGCUUUCGAGAGAAGCUCAGUACCCAAGACGCCAUGAUACAACUCCAGCAUGAAAUCCUGGAGGUAUCAGCUCCCACUCACGACACUAGAGCAGUUCUCGGCCUAGACCUGCAGAGUGCUUUCGACAAGGUACGCCACUCGGCAAUCCUGUCGCAGGCCUCGCGGCUAGGACUUGGACGAAGAUCCUACAACUACAUAAGGGACUUUCUGUCCAACUGA
This is a messenger RNA of Dermacentor silvarum, 1392 nucleotides long. RefSeq lists its product as uncharacterized. The transcript has 2 exons. The record is from RefSeq and is a predicted model, not a curated record. Lineage: Eukaryota; Metazoa; Arthropoda; Arachnida; Ixodida; Ixodidae. Gene Ontology annotation, molecular function: catalytic activity. The coding region runs from base 1 to 1392 and encodes 463 amino acids.